Messenger RNA from Penaeus vannamei (Pacific white shrimp), 2919 nucleotides. RefSeq names its product sirtuin 6 (gene Sirt6). Gene Ontology annotation, biological process: negative regulation of transcription by RNA polymerase II. Gene Ontology annotation, molecular function: histone H3K9 deacetylase activity, NAD-dependent; NAD+ binding; transcription corepressor activity. Gene Ontology annotation, cellular component: nucleus. NCBI's taxonomy places the organism in Eukaryota, Metazoa, Arthropoda, Malacostraca, Decapoda, Penaeidae. The record is from RefSeq and is a predicted model, not a curated record.
UUUCGGAAGAACCCUGUGUGUUUACAGUGGCGGCGUCGAGACAAACAAGAGAAAAACCCUGUGUGAUUCUUUGUAUUUCUGUGCAAAAUGUCUUGUAAUUAUGCCGAAGGGUUGAGCAAGUACGAGAACAAGGGCAAAUUGGGCCUUCCUGAGAGGUUUGACGCGCCAGAAGAUGUAGAGAGAAAAGUGCAGAUCUUGGCAGAAAUGAUGAAGGAAUCAAAACACACAGUUUUCCACACUGGAGCAGGUAUUAGUACCUCUGCAGGGAUACCAGAUUUCAGGGGCCCUAAAGGAGUCUGGACUUUAGAAAAGCAAGGACUUAAACCCGACAUCAAUAUAUCAUGGGAUGACGCCAGACCAACACUCACUCACAUGGCCAUCUUAUCCCUUGAACGACAAGGAUAUGUGCAAUAUGUCAUCACUCAAAAUAUAGAUGGACUACAUCUGAGAUCAGGACUACCUCGGCAAAAAUUAUCUGAACUUCACGGGAACAUGUUUGUUGAUAUUUGCAACUACUGUAACAGGCAGUUCGUAAGAAGUACUGCGGUGACCACUGUAGGCCAGAAAAGUGAAGGCUUAACGUGCCCAGGCAAGAGAGGGAAUGGAAGAAAGUGCCGUGGCAAGCUUCAUGACACCAUACUGGACUGGGAGGACGGAUUGCCUGCUGCAGAUCUGGAUCUUGCAAUUGCACACUCUUGUGCUGCGGAUCUCAGUAUCUGUCUAGGAACAACAUUGCAAAUUGUGCCAAGUGGAAACCUGCCUGUUGAUACAAAGAAAAGAGGCGGAAAGCUUGUCAUAUGCAAUCUGCAACCAACCAAACAGGAUCGUUAUGCUGAUCUCAUUAUCAAUACCUAUGUAGACAACGUCAUGAAGAGACUCCUUGAGCUCAUGGACAUAAAGUUGUUGGAUUAUAAUGCAGAUGAUGACCCUAUGAAAAUAACACAGGGAAUGUUGAUAGAGCACAGAAAAUUAAGUGAAAAUUCCAGUGCACUAGGGUUACAGACCGAUGAUUUUGAGCCUAUAGAAUGGACAAUACCAGAGGAAUGGGUAAAAGAUAAAGUCCUAGAAGAGAAAGUGAAAAGCAAAAAGGUUAUCAGAAACAAGAGAACCACCAAGCCUGGUGACGUGAGUGUGAACGACGUCAAGAAAAGAAAAACUAGUCUGGAUGGGGAAGUGCAUGUGGUCAGCCAUAGUACGUCUGAAAGUGUGAAAGAGGAAUGUAAAGAGGAUAGCAAAGAUGUUAGAAUAAAGAUUGAUAUUAAAGAGAAAGAAGUGGGUAAGGAAGAGGUUGAUGAAAGUAGAACAAAGGCCGACCCUGAGAAUGGUAACAGAAUUGUUGAAAAAUUGGAUAUGAAAUAUGAGGCUAAUGAGAUAGAUGAUAAGUGCAAGGUGGAGCGUGAUGACAGAGAGUUGCAUUCUAAUGGUGAGUUUUUGUUAAGGCCCGAGUCGGAUUGUGAAGUAAAGAGUGAAAGGAAUGAAGAGGACGCAGAAUCUGUCGUCAAUGCCACUGUUGUUGGUGGGCGAGUAACAGAUGUGGUGGAAGUGAAGGAGGAGAUGAAAGGACCAAAUUUAGGAAUCUCAGGGAAUGAAGAUAAGUUAGGUGACGGCAACUGCUGUUUUUAGUCCAGGGGCUCAUGCAGUACUGUAGAUUGGGAGUGUUUAGAGUACACAAAUUUUUACCAGUAUGUAAAUGAGUAUAAUAAGGCAUUUUGCACAUCAGACUGAAUCAAGUGAGUUUGUUAUGUUUAUUUUUAGAAUGUUAAAGAAAUGUUUUGGACACAAAAAAAUGAUUUUAAGUAAUUUUUAAAAAGUUGUUAUACAUCUGCUGUAGAGAAACAUAUAUAUAGUCUAGGAUACGUAAAUAUCUUGUAAAGUGAGAUAGAAAUUUUCAAUCCAGCUUCAUGUUCUGCAUUCAUAUCCAUUUUGAAAAAGGCACAAUAUAUUUUGGAAGUAAGGAGUUUUGUACAUCUUGAUGUUUGUGUUCAGUGAGCAUCAGGGAGAUCUGUACUGGUGCAUCGUUUCUUGGACAUUGAAGAACAAAAUUAUUGGGAAAAGGAGACACAUUUUAUUGCUGGAAUUUACUGAGCAACUGUCUAAGUGUGAGUGGAUAAUUUUAGCAUUAUGUUGUAAUGUGUAAGACUGAUCUGUUUUUAGAUUUUGUAGAAAAGAUUUCUAAGUGUGAUUUUGAACUCCGAGAGAGAUGGCAUAGGUGACAGAUGGGUACGAUGAGUAAAGACAGUUUAAGAAUUAUGUAGAUAUGGAGUCUGGGUAUGUGGAUGGACACCAAUUUCUUUGUGGAAUGGCUGUUUUAAUAAUUUUUUUUACUAUAUACUUUAUUUUUAAAGUUCACAUUCAUAGGGACUUUUAUUCUUGAAUCUCAUGUCUCAAACAAAAUGAUUAAAUAAAAACCAAAAGAAAUUUUGCUAGAUCGCACACAAAGAUGAAUAUUGUUAAAUACACCCAAACCUGAUUGGGGGAGAAAUUGAUUUUAUAUUUUUACAUUAAGUAGGAAAGAAUAUGCUGAUAUUUUUUUCUUAAAGUCAAAAGUAUACAGGCACUUGAGUUUGAAGCCUAUUCAUAUUCAAGAUUUAAUUUGAUUUUAGUUAUAGCUGCUAUGUAUACUCUACAGUAUAUCCCAGAGCAGAUGCAGUACCUGUUGAUUUUAAUCCAUUUGAAUCUUUUAAGUAAUUGAAUAAAGCUAUGUUAGAAAUAAAAACAUGUUUAAAUUGUUAUUUUUAUAUUCUUUCAUUAUGGUUAUAGAACACAAGACUGGAUAGGAUUCAGAUAACAAGCUUAAUUUUCAAUAUUUUGAGAGAAAGGAAAUGGGUUUUGUUACAAAGAAAAUGUAAUUUUUGUUUCUAUAUGCCAGUCUUUUCCUGCCUAUGAAUGCAGGGAAAGCAGCAAAUUUUUAUUUUACAG